AUGCAGGCAACGUUCUUGUUCAGCUUCCCAGGCCUUCACCGCGAUGUCGCGCUGCGGCUGUUCAUCCCCUUCCCCGAGCAGCGACCCCGCACCACCGCGAACUUUUUAUUCCUCUGCACGGGAGCCCUCCCGCCCGGGGAGAUCCUCCGCGCGCUGAAACUCGAACCGGGGAAGAACGUGGAGUUCCUCGACGUGGCGGACGCGCGGAAGGCGGGGUUGCGCCCGUUCAACGAAACCGCCCUCGUUCGGCUGGAAAAAGGCAGCCUCGUCGAGUUCGGCAGCGCCGCGAGUCGUUCGAUCGUGAAAGGGGGUUUCCUCCCGGAUGAACCCCUGCGGGCGACCGCGGGGGAGGGCGAUUGGCGGGAUCGCCAGGCCGUGGCCUCGAUGCGCGCGUACAAGGCGGGAACUGUUCUGUGUGGAAAUGCCGGGCUCCCCCACACCGGUGGGAGUCGGUAUUAUCUUUUGUUAACCGACUUCGACGGCGACGAGGCGCGGCGGGAGUUGGAGUCGUGUCGCCCGCUCGGGUGGGUCGUGGAGGGGUUGGGGGCCUUCCAAACCGCCUGCGCAGGGGUCGAGGUCCACCCUCGGACCCUCGCGCCGCGGAAAAAAAUCCCCCUCGUCGCCUGCGAGGUCGCCUACGCGUAUCCCGCCCCGGCCUCGGGGGAGAUCGGAGGGGAAAGGACCGGGGUGGGGUCGUCCGCGAGGCCGCCCGCGCGGGAGACGCCUCGCGAGCGCAUCACCGGGCGCGUUCGACCACGCGAGGAGGAGCCCGGCGAGGGCCCCGAGGCGGCGGCGCGCGAUUCGACGCCAACGGAGGGGCAAACCUGCUUUUUCCGUUUCGGCGAAAUCUACCCCACCGGAGGGUCGAUCGGGGGGCGAUCCGUUGGGGGUUCGGCCGCGAAACGCUACCGCGCGGAGCGGAAUGCUGCGCCGGAGGAUGCCGAGGGCGUCCUUCGGACGACGGCCGUUUGGGAGCCCCUUUCUUCAAGCCCCGAGGGCGGAUCUCAGGGGUCUUUUGAUUUUUUCAAAACGCAGGAGGAGGCAUUUAUGAACGAUCUCGAGGUGAUCAAUGAAACACAGAGAAGUCGGCAACAGAACCGGGCGCGACGUCUGGGAAAAGAACGUGCGACCGCGGUCGCGGUGAAGACCGGUGCGUCCCCGCAAGGUGUAAAGAAUAAACGGGUGAAAAAGCGUUAUUAA
This is a messenger RNA of Phytomonas sp. EM1, 1200 nucleotides long. The record is from the annotation of a GenBank genome assembly. NCBI's taxonomy places the organism in Eukaryota, Euglenozoa, Kinetoplastea, Trypanosomatida, Trypanosomatidae.